AUGGCGCAUAGCGUCCCGCACGCGGCGCCAAGCCAGCCCAUCGAGAUCCUCUCCUUGGCUGCCUACGAAGCCCAUGAUGCCGACAUCCCCACGAACGCCGGCGUCUUGUCUUCUAGCUCAAGCUCCACAAAGUCCGCAAGGACUCACUCAACAAACACCAAGGAUGUCGAUUCCGUAAAGGAGGUUGAUGUCGAGAAGGCUCUUACAUGCUCUACAGAGUCGUCAAUACAUGAGGAGAAAGCUCAACAUGCAGUCGAUUCCAACGUUAUCUUCUGGGACGGUCCUGACGAUCCACACAAUCCCUUGAAUUGGUCCAGCCCACGGAGAUGGGGUACCGUAGGCAUUGUAUCUGGUCUGACCUUGUUGACACCGCUUGCAUCGUCCAUGUUUGCUCCAGGUGUGCCAGAAGUGAUGCAAGAAUUCGGAUCGUCCAAUGAAGCCAUAUCAAGCUUCAUUGUAUCAGUAUACGUUUUGGGCUUUGCUUUUGGCCCUCUAGGCAUGUUCCUGACUAUUGCUCCUUUGUCCGAAAUGUAUGGACGUCUACCAUUGUACCAUGGCUGUAAUAUUCUGUUCAUAAUCUUCACUGUUGCCUGCGCAGUAGCAAGCAAUAUCGAGAUGUUCAUUGUCUUCCGUUUCCUACAGGGCACCUUUGGCGCCGCACCCAUUACGCUCGGAGGUGGGACUAUCGCAGAUAUAAUCUCACGGGAGCAACGAGCUACCGCGAUGGCUUUGUGGAUGAUGGGACCAACCGUUGGCCCAACGAUUGGCCCUAUCGCUGGUGGCUUUAUAACCCAGGCCAAAGGUUGGAGAUGGAACUUCUGGAUCCUAACCAUAAUCAGUUCCGGUUUCGCCAUCGCUGCCGCGAUUCUCAUGCGUGAAACCUAUGCCCCCGCCAUACUUGCUGCCAAGGUCCGCCGUCUUCGUAAAGAGACCGGCAACACUGCUCUGAAAUCCAAAUUCGACACUGGUUUAACCCCCAAAGACCUCUUCCUCUUUUCUAUUGUGCGACCCUCGAAGAUGCUCAUCAUGUCCCCGAUUGUCACCAGCAUCUCCCUCUACAUGGCCAUCACCUACGCCUACCUCUACGUCCUCUUCACAACAUUCACCCCGGUUUUUAGCACUCAAUAUGGCUUCUCCCGUGGUGUUGUCGGGCUCUCUUUUGCUGGUCUCGGCGUCGGCUGCAUCUUCGCCCAACUUUACGGUACCUGGAUGGCCAAUCGCAUCUUCAUACGGCAGCUAUCCCGCGGUGACGCACGCCCUGAAAACCGCCUACACAUGAUGGUCCCGGGCGCCAUUCUGUUGCCCAUCGGCCUCCUUAUUUACGGCUGGACGGUGCAGUACACGGUGCACUGGAUAGUACCGAUUGCGGCAUCGGGUCUCGUCGGCUGUGGGCUGAUGUGGAUCUUUAUGCCUGCUAGUACAUAUCUAGUAGAUGUAUUCACUGUGCACGCAGCGAGUGCUAUGGCAGCGAGCACAGUGCUACGAAGCGUGUUUGCGGCUGUACUGCCACUGGCGGGUCGGAAACUCUACGAGGAUCUGGGCUAUGGAUGGGGAAAUAGUCUGCUUGCGUUUGUGGCCAUUGCGUUCAUUCCGAUGCCAUUCUUGUUCCUGAGGUACGGUGAAUUUGUACGGACGAGGUGGGUUGUGAAGUUCUAGAUGUAGGGGUAAUGAGGCGAUGGCUGUAUGCGUAUGCUAUCAGGGAAGGAUCAGCAGAGGCGAAUAUAGUUUAUGACAUUGUAGCAUGCAUAAAGAUACCCCUUUGAGAGUACAUUAUACAUAUACUAC
Messenger RNA from Pseudovirgaria hyperparasitica, 1785 nucleotides. RefSeq names its product MFS general substrate transporter. Gene Ontology annotation, molecular function: transmembrane transporter activity. The record is from RefSeq and is a predicted model, not a curated record. NCBI's taxonomy places the organism in Eukaryota, Fungi, Ascomycota, Dothideomycetes, Acrospermales, Acrospermaceae. The transcript has 4 exons. Gene Ontology annotation, biological process: transmembrane transport. Bases 1 to 1656 code for a protein of 551 amino acids.